Molecule: messenger RNA, 5333 nt
Organism: Rhopalosiphum padi (bird cherry-oat aphid)
Lineage: Eukaryota; Metazoa; Arthropoda; Insecta; Hemiptera; Aphididae
Product: GATA zinc finger domain-containing protein 14-like
Source: RefSeq, a predicted model, not a curated record
ACUUCGCAGCGGUAGUGAUCCGUGGCGGCAGUGGCGCUAGAAAUACGACUUUGCUCCUCAGCGACCUCGUCGAUAAAACGAAGGCUUAGUGCCCACUACGGUACCACGCCGCAAGUACGUCCGGUGGUCGUCUCUUUGGCCAGGAACCGAAAAAUAUUUUACUAAAAAUUAAACUUCAUUCAUCGCCCGUUUUUUUUUAACGCGGAAGGAUGUUUCCUCAAUCUGUUUCCGCUCGAAAAAUCAUGAUUUUCUCCGUCGCACUUAUUGUAGCCGCUGUAGCAUCUUUCGCCGGUGGCGAACCCAUGAACACGUGCGUACUCCAGAAAAACACAAUCGUUGAAGAAUAUAAAUUGUCUACUUUGGAACAUAUUUUCGGUGAAACUCUUUUAACUGAGUCAAAUGGCAAUAUUUAUGUUAUAUCAAUUUGCCGCCAUGUACCGGAAAUGUAUUAUGAUGCCAGAAAGAUGACUGGUGCUAUUAAAUUGACGGCCGAUGGGAACACGAUCGAUCUUGGACAUAUUGACCAAUCCAAUAUCAUCGUUAACGAGAAUAGUAUUGUGCUUACAUACACUGGUGGUGAUCGAGACAGAUAUGCAGAAGACACUUGCAAAGGUCUCCGAUGGAAAACGUAUCUGACGUUCAUAUGUGAUCCGUCUAUAAACAACGAUAUUUUAACAUUGAUUGACGAAGAUCCAGAACAACCUGAAAUAUGUCAAGUGUGGUUUGAAGUAAAAACAUCUAAAACAUGUAACUGGCAUCCAAAUAUACCAUUAGCCGUUUUGGAAAAAGAUUUUUCUACUCGUGAAAAUCUGACAACCAAAUUUGAAGAGUGGAGGACUGAUCAUGAAAAAUACAAUGUGAAGGAGUCAACUAAUUCCAAUAAAAUGCCUUUACAAAAAAAUGUGUCUGAUCACAAAAUAUUUAAUUUCAACAACAACAAUAAAUCAAUUAUUAACGAAAAUGACAAUACUGGUAAAGAAAAUAAAACAAACAACGAGGAAAUUAAAAAAGGAAAUUCAACUCAAAUUAUUUCAAAAACUCAGAAAAAACAAUCAGAUAUUGAAAAUAAAGAUAAUUAUUUAAAGAAGUAUGAAAAAUCAUUUUACGAGAAAAUUGAAAAGGAGGAAACUAAAGGAGGUCAUUCAAACAUAAAUGAAGACAAAAUGUUAGUAGAUCAUGAGAACAAUGAUACUUAUUCAAAUAAUGAUUUGGAAAAUAAAUUUACUAAUUUCAAAUUUAAUAAUACUGUUUCUGGUACAUCGUAUAAUAAUGAAUAUAGUUAUCCUAGAAAAAAUGAAACUAUCUUGCACUAUAAUAAUUUAAAAAAAUAUAUAAAUCAAAAUAAAAACUCAGAAGGUAAAAAUGAAAAUUCGGUUAUAAAUGAAUUAACAAAAAACGAUCAAAAUAAGGACGGUCAAUUAAAUCAAUAUGUUCCGAAAAUGGAAAAAAAUUCAACACGAAAUACAUUUGAAAAAAAAAGAUCAAAUAAAAAGAUGAACGAUUCCGAAGAAGACAAAAAGCCUUUAGAUAAUGAAAAAAAGUUUAAUCAAGAUUAUUCAAAAAAAUCGAAUUUAAAUAACGAUACUAAUAAUAAAACUUUGAACUUGGUCAACGGAGAUAAAAAUAAUACAAUCGACGAAAGAAAAAUAGUUGAUAUUUCAAAUCAAAGCCAAUCGAAAAACAAUAAAUCGAUUAUUUAUGACAAUAACAAGGUACCAGGCAAUAUAGUUAACGAAAAUCAAACGCAAAAUAAAAAUAAAAACUCAGAAGGUAAAAAUGAAAAUUCGGUUAUAAACGAAUUAACAAAAAACGAUCAAAAUGAGAACAGUCAAUUAAAUCAAUAUGUUCCGAAAAUGGAAAAAAAUUCAACACAAAAUACAUUUGAAAAAAAAAAAUCAAAUAAAAAGAUGAACGAUUCCGAAAAAAACAAAAAACCUUCAGAUAAUGAAAAAAAGUUUAAUCAAGAUUAUUCAAAAAAAUCGAAUUUAAAUAACGAUACUAAUAAUAAAACUUCGAACUCGGUCAACGGAGAUAAAAAUGAUACAAUCGACGAAAGAAAAAUAGUUGAUAUUUCAAAUCAAAGCCAAUCGAAAAACAAUAAAUCGAUUAUUUAUGACGAUAACAAAGUACCAGACAAUGUAGUUAACGAAAAUCAAACGCAAAAUCAAAAUCAAAAUCUGGAAUCCAAUCCAUUUCAAGAAGUUGAUUCAAAAACUGUAAUCAAAAACAAAACGAUCAAUGGUAUAAUAACCCCUCGCGUUGACUCUAAGAAUAAAUCAACGGAUAGUGAAGAUUUACAUGUUGAUACUAAUAAUAUUAAUGUAACAAAACAUAAUACAAGUGAUGAUGAUAAAAUUAUCGACAUGAAUGAAAAAAAUAAAAUGAAAAAUAAUUAUUUUAAGCCAAAGGAAAAUGGUCCAUCAAAUACAAAUGAAUCUGGUGAAGUAAAUGGUUCGUCUACUGAAUUACCAAUCGACACGUCGACGUUUUAUGAAUCUAAUAAUAUUAAAACAAACAAUAUAUCAAAACAAAACGGUACAAUUAUAAAUCAUAUCGACAACGUUAACAAAAACAUACAACCAGAACAACUGGAACCAGAACCGGAACCUAGUGCAAAUUUAUCGGAUAAUAAUGAAAGUGAUGAUUUAAAAACAACCGAAGAUAGUACGAAUCAAUCAGAAAAUAGCUUUAGUUUUUCAAAAAUCUUUGGUAGCGAAUCCACAGCUAAGAUAAUUGGAUCAAUAGUUUCAUUAAUAUCUAUUGCCGGUGCUGCUGGAGUUGCUGGAACAGCCAUAAAUCGUUUUUAUUAUAAAAAAACUGGUACAGAUCAAAUACCCUUCAAAGGAACGUUCCGGUCAAUUAAAAAUUUUAUAACAAAUUUAUUUUGUUGCUGUCAUGUUUCUGGUGAUGACUUAGAAGCGCAAAACUCUACGAAUGAAAAAACACCUCUUUUACAACCUAAAUUCAAUACUUCGUCACCGCUAGUUGUAGAUGAAAAGUCUCAAAAAUCCAAAAAGCGCGAUAAAAAAAGUUACGACGUGGAACAACAAAAAAGUGAUGGCACCGACAACGACGAUAGUAGUCAACAGAAAAGUAAUAAUGAAUAUGGCAGUAUAACGAAUGAAAAGAAAUCGCUUGCGAAAAAUGUCGAAGAAAAACUAUUAAAUAUUGAGAAUAAUUUGCAAGGAAAAUCUAUAAAAGAUUCUUUAUGUGGAAAAAUGAAUACAAUACUCACUGAAAAAUUAAAACCUACAAUUAACGGUAUUCUUGAAAAUGUGGGGAAAAAGGUUGAAUCAAAUGAAGAAAUUAAGAAGAACUUAGAUAUUAUAUCUAAAGAUGCAGCAAUGAUAUCCAAAUUAGUAAACAACGAACAAUCAAUAAAAAUUACUGAUGACAUAAAUGUUGAAAUUAAACCAGAAAAUAAAAAUUCUCAAUUAAAUAAUGACAAAAAACAAGGUUUGAACUUCGAAGAAAAUAAUGAAAAUGAUGUUCAUAAUAUUAUUGAAAUCAGUACAAAUGUCGAUGUAGAAAAAUCACAAAAUAAAGUAUCUUUAAACGAAAUUGAAACACGCAAUGCCGUAGUACAAGAACAUAUCAAUAGUAAAACGAUUGGUGAAUCGCAACAGUCUAAAAACGUUACGCCUGUGAGUGAAGUUAGCAUCUCAAAAGCGUCUGUACCGGAUCUUCAACAAAUUGAAACGAUUAAACAAGCGUCCGAUAUGAAUACAACGAGUACAUUAGAUAGUACAACCAAAGAAUUAAUUGAAAAUGUAUAUGACAAAAAGGAUGUUGUUACGGAAAAUAAGAUUGAAAAACUUGUAGAAACCGUCGUAACGCCGCACACAGAGACUGCGAUGAAAAUAAAUGAAUCAAAAUUAAAAUUCUUAGGGUUCGAAAAAGAAGAUAAAAAUGUCGAAAAUGUGGUAGUCAACAAAUCCAUUGUAUCUGAAAAUAAUGAAGAAAAUGAAGAGGAAGUUGAGGUCAUUGAAGAAAUUGUAUACGUAGACGGUGCUGACGGGGCCGAGGAUGAAGAAAUUAUCGAAGAAAUAAUAGAAACUACUACAGUUGAAGAUUUACCGGACACGUUGGACGAAUCUGGUUCGGGGCACACCAAGGUUACAGUCCACACAACUCGUAAAAUAUCGUCAUCUUCGUUGCCCGGAGAGGUGAAAACUAUCGAAGAGACUGUGGUCACCGAUGGUGUAUCAGAGAAUGAGAAAAAAUCUCAUGGUUUCCAGUUUGGUAUUGGGAAAUCCGGAGUCAGCAUGAGUGUCGGCGAUAAAAAGUUGGAAAUUGGUAUGCCCAAGCUGAGCCGCAGCAAAAGUAAAUCACCGAAGAACGUAGAAGACGACGAGCCUGAUAAACGGAACACGAAGUCUCCGGAAAAGUCCAGGAAGUCUAUUUCGAUGCCCAAAAUAUUUAAGCGAUCUAUUUCUCAACCAUCGGACCGUGAUAUCCCUGAAGCUGAGGGUGAGCCACAGUUGGACGCUGCGCCUAAUAGAAAAACCUCCCAGCCAAGUGCCGGCUUAUUGAUAUUUGGAAAGUCGCGGUCUAAAUCUUCGCUAAUCCUUGAUGCGGUUGACAUCGAUGUGAACACGGGUGUGGUGUCAGACUUCAUCGAUAAUGAACGGAGUGCGUCUCGUAUAUCGAAUACAGGAUUAGGUGAAUUCGACAUAACCGCAGGCGAUGGAGAUGUUGGCACCACGGUGACUGUACGUAAAACGUCCACAACAACUUCUAAAGGAAUAGAUACUUUGUCGGGCAUAGAUACCAUCGGAAAGUUAACUACAGGUUUACCGUCAGGGUCGGUUACAGUCCAGCAAUCGACCAAGAGUGCUGACACAAAGUCAAACGCUAAAACAAAACGUGAAAAAAAAGAAAAAACGAAAUUAACGACAUUAACGCGGCCAUUUUAGAUCUAAAGUAUAAAUCUAAGGAAUAAUUUUAAACUUACUGUGUAAGAAACUAAAAUAUUAUUGGUUCAUUUGUGUAUUAUUAUUUUUUUUCAAAUAUUUUUCGUUUAUGUGAAAUAUAUCUGUUGGAAUUUUAAAUCUAACACUCAUUAUUAUAAAAUUGUUAAUGUUUUGAUUUAUUUUUUUAUGAAUUCAACAUUAAUAUUAUUUGUGCAUUAUACUUAAAUUGAAAUUUGUUCAACUAAUAUUAAUUUUAUGUUUAUAUAAUUUGUUAUUAUUCAUAAUUUUCUAAUAGUUUUUUCUAUAAAAUUGUACUUUUGAUUGAAAAUAAUAUUCCUAAAUUCAAUUAUUUUUAUAUUUACAAUUUAGAAACACUAGUUUAAAAUCAUCAUGAAUAAAAUAUAUGUUUUCUAUUUUAAA